GUUUGCGAAGGAAGAGAGAGGCCGUCGCUUUGUUACCUGCUGCGCGACGACGCCGCCAAGCCCUAGUAUCGAUACUAGCGCGGCGGGCGUGCAGGGGUCCGUGAGGCAGCCAGACCCUGCAAUUCACCUCUGGCACCUGCGCCACGCGCCCACAAACACGGAAUGAGCCGAGAAAGUCACGGCGCGUUUGUGGUCAUUCAAUUGGCCUGGUGUGCACGUACCGUCAUACGUUGCCAUCUUCCAACGACUUAGUCUGGCUCUAUAGCGAGCAGCGCGCUUUCUCGGUAUCCUAACGCAGGUUGAGGACCAUUAUCACCUCUCGACAUGGCCGAACAGCAGGCGCAAAGCAGCCUGGAGGACCAGCUGCGAAGCAUGAUCCUCACCAACGUCACCAUCGGCAGCACUCCGGAUUCAUCAAAUGCCCACAUGUCCAACCACCACCAGCAAAAUUGGAGGUCACGAGGUCGGGGAAGGGGGCGCGGACGGCCGUACGCACCUCGCGGAGGGAACUAUUGGGCUGGGACUGAGCAUCAACAUCGCGGCUUCCCCGCUGCACCGCCUGAGCAGAACAUGGCGCCCCAAUCCACGCCCAGGACACUUCAACGGCCGUACGAUAACGGAAACACCUUGAAUCUUGCGCAUUCUGCAGGACCCUCGCGACCAUACGGCCCGCAUGGACAUCCACCGCGCCGUGGUCAGACUAUGAGGAGUUCGUACGCCAAUGGAGGCUUUCAACAGCACCAAGUUUCAGAUCUCACGCUCCAGGCAGCUUACCUCGAUCACCUAGCUUCUCUAGAGAUACCGAAAGCCGAGAUCUCAAAGGAAGAGUACGAGGAAAAGGAAACCUUUAGGCAACAGCUGGAGGCGGUAUGCCAGAAGGAGUUCACCAACAAGUACUCCGGCGACAUUGCUUCCAUCAAGCUGGUCACUUUUGGCAGCAUAGCUUCCGGCUUUGCCACACCGGGGUCAGACAUGGAUCUCGCUAUAGUGCCACAAUGGAAAGACCCAACCAAGUCUCAGGAUUCGAGUAUCGACCGAGACAUUCCGCGUUUGCUGGAACGCGCCGUCCUCGACGCAAAGAUGGGUGGACGCCUUCUGACUAGAACACGUGUGCCGAUCCUGAAAGUAUGCCAAAAGCCCACCGAGGAUCUGUACAACGCUCUCUUUGAAGAACGCCAGAAAUGGGACCAAUUGCCCGAGGAAGAGCAGUACGCAGCUCCCGCCGUUCCUGGUGCUGCAGUCCAAAACCCAUCCGAGCCCCAGGAACAGGUCAACUCUCCACAGGUGAACGACUCGCAGAGUUUCCCCACGCUCGCAGAGGCCAAGGCAGUCAAAGGCAUCGCGCGAUCGGCUCCAAGCGCCAAAGUAAUUGAGCACGAUGAUGAAGGCAAAGCGGAGGUUUUGCAGGCACCAGUAUUUGACAGCUUUAAGGAAAACAAUGGGCCUAAAGAUAUUGCAGAUGCCGCUGACCCCUCGAAAAAUCAACAGCCUCGCGGCCCCAAGAAGUGGCUACGAGAGAGGAAAUCUGGCCCACUCGACUUUCCAAAGGUCGGUGUAGGAAUUCAAUGCGACGUCAACUUCGAGAACCCACUCGCAAUUCAUAACACCCAGCUACUCCGCUGCUAUUCUCUCACAGACCCUCGCGUACGCCCUAUGGUUCUCUUCAUCAAAGCCUGGGCCAAGCGCCGAAAGAUCAACAGCGCAUACUCUGGCACCCUCUCCUCCUACGGCUGGGUUCUGAUGGUCCUCCACUACCUUGUCAACAUGGCCAAUCCACCUGUCUGCCCAAACCUCCAGUCAAGCUGGCGCCCAACCACCACCAAAGCAGAAGACUUGCAGCAAAUCCUUGAGCAAACCACCGUCGGGGGCUACGCCGUCCGCUUCUGGCACGACGAACCCGCUAUCGUGCAGCUCGCCAGCGCUGGCCAGCUCAGCCGCAACACGCAGUCCAUCGGCGAGCUCCUGCGCGGCUUCUUCCACUACUACGCCUCCAUCCCACAGCCCAACCACUACGGUCAGAAGCACUGGUCCUUCUUCUGGGCGACGGAAGUGCUCAGCCUCCGGACGCCGGGCGGCAUACGCCAGAAAACGGAGAAGGGCUGGACCAAGGCCACAACGACGAUUUCGAACGGCAAGGAGGUCCGUCAGCGGUAUCUGUUCGCUAUCGAGGACCCGUUUGAGCUAGAUCACAAUGUCGCGCGCACGGUUACACAUGAUGGUAUUGUGGCUAUACGCGAUGAGCUUCGCCGCGCGGGACGCAUACUGAAUUCUGUCGGGAGGGGACAGGCGCCUGAGGGUGGCUUGUUCGAUGAGGUGGUGGAACAAGCGCCGCCGGUGAUGCCGAACAAGACCGAAGAUGGGUCUGAGACAGCGGCGCCGGUGGCAGAGGGAGCUGCUGGCGAGACUGAUGGUGGAGCUGACAAAAGCACAACGCCCGCUGCAACAAAUUAUGCUGCACCUGGUUGUGGUACGGGUUGAGUCAGACAUGGAAUUUGAGGGAUGCCACAAGGACCUCCUCAGAUGAAAGAGGAGAACAUCGCAUAGCUUGCAGUGCAUGAAAGCGUUGCGAUGACGGCCAAAUCAUGAUGAUGGGGAGUUACAGGGGAGCGCGUACAUAGCUUAUGUUGGACAACACAGCACGGCCAUCACGGGAAGGAUUGUGUACGAAGAACAGCUCUCGAAGCAGCUCGGUAUCUGAGUAUAUGUCAUGUGCAUACCUAUAAGAUCGAACCGCAAAAAAAAAAAAAA
Molecule: messenger RNA, 2748 nt
Organism: Paraphaeosphaeria sporulosa
Lineage: Eukaryota; Fungi; Ascomycota; Dothideomycetes; Pleosporales; Didymosphaeriaceae
Product: PAP/OAS1 substrate-binding domain-containing protein
Exons: 1
Coding region: 325-2478 (717 amino acids)
Biological process (GO): RNA 3'-end processing
Molecular function (GO): RNA uridylyltransferase activity
Source: RefSeq, a predicted model, not a curated record